UUUGACAAAAAAACUCCAGAUAACAUCACUGGGUGUCACUAGCGCCUAUGGUUUUACGCAAGGUUUCGAAUUCAACCAAUUCAACUUCCCACACAUUUUAAACAAUUAUUUUAAUGUAAUAAUUAAACUGACUAUAGAAAAACAUAAAUAUGGCAGGUGGGAAAAAUAGUCAAACUGGAUUUCAGCCGGAUUCUGAUGUUCAUAUUACCUACGAGGAGCAACAGAAGAUUAAUAAAUUUGCCAGGCAAAAUGCAAAAUUGGAAGAUUAUAAAGAAGAACUUAGAGUAAAGCAGAACGAAUUGAAGAAUUUGGAGGAUGCUUCCGAUGAAUUAGCUCUUAUGGACGACGAUGCAAAAAUACCAUAUUUUAUUGGAGAAGUGUUUAUCUAUCAUAGCCUUGAGAAGACGCAGAAUUCUUUGGAAGAUGCUAAAAGUAAGAAAAAAGAGGAUAUUGCGAGAUUAGAAAGUAAAUGCGCAGAUUUGAAGACUAUCAUGACUGAGUUAAAAACACAAUUAUAUGCCAAGUUUGGUAGUCGUAUCAAUUUAGAAUCCGAAGAAUCGGAUUAAUAUUUCUCUUUAUGCAUUUAUUAUUAUCAUUUACCAUAUUUAAUAUUGAAAGUACUUCAGCAUUAAUAUUAAUAUUCACCAAUGCAAUUCUAUUCAUUUGAAUUUAUAAGCAAUUUAAUUUAUAAACAAUUAUGUAUUUACGUUGCUACAUUUCUAUGACGCAAUUUCUCUUAAUGUAAUAUAAAAUAAAAUUUAUUGAAUACUUUCUGGAAAUAUAUAAUAAUAAAUCUUUUUUAAAGAGUUA
Molecule: messenger RNA, 810 nt
Organism: Solenopsis invicta (red fire ant)
Lineage: Eukaryota; Metazoa; Arthropoda; Insecta; Hymenoptera; Formicidae
Gene: Pfdn4
Product: prefoldin subunit 4
Exons: 4
Coding region: 150-566 (138 amino acids)
Biological process (GO): protein folding
Cellular component (GO): prefoldin complex; cytoplasm
Source: RefSeq, a predicted model, not a curated record